Dendrobium catenatum is the source of this 1645-nucleotide messenger RNA. Its product is annotated as probable sodium/metabolite cotransporter BASS5, chloroplastic. Bases 133 to 1377 code for a protein of 414 amino acids. The transcript is spliced from 8 exons. The record is from RefSeq and is a predicted model, not a curated record. Gene Ontology annotation, cellular component: membrane. NCBI's taxonomy places the organism in Eukaryota, Viridiplantae, Streptophyta, Magnoliopsida, Asparagales, Orchidaceae.
ACAAAUUCCCAUCGACAGUAUCUGAGGCAUUCCAAAUCUCGGACUAUGAUCUCUGCAGAAAUUUGAGUGUGGUAUUGGGCGAGAAUCGAAGAGGUUUUGUUCUAAAAAUUCGAUACCUUAAGCUCAAACGCGAUGAAUCCGAACUCCGUUGCCCUUCAACUUUCCAUUGCCAAAACCUCCACUUUGCUCUUGCUUCGAAGAUCGGUCGACCUUUCGCCCUCUUUCUCCGGCGAGAAAUUUCACCGCACUAGAGCGAAGGCAUGCUCUUUGGAGUUUUCUAGUUCACAAUCCAGUCCGCGCAAACAUCUGGUGCAGGGAUCCGUCUCUCCGAAGUUCACGAGCCAUUUCGAGCUAGAAGAUUCAGGGGAAGCUCCGAUCACGCCUACCCUGGAUCUUGAGCAAAGCAAGUUCGAUGAUGUUCUGAAAAUUUUGAAGAGAGCAAAUUCCUUUAUCCCCCACAUAGUACUGGCAAGUACUGUACUGGCUUUAGUUUAUCCACGGUCUUUUACGUGGUUCACAACCAGGUAUUAUGCGCCAGCGUUGGGUUUUUUGAUGUUUGCUGUUGGUGUUAACUCAAGUCCCAAGGAUUUUAUGCAAGCUAUUAGAAGACCGGAAGUUAUUGCUGUUGGAUAUUUUGGACAGUUCAUCAUAAAGCCUAUCCUUGGUUACAUUGUUGGCGUUAUUGCAGUUUCACUUUUGAAUCUUCCUAAUUCCUUAGGUGCGGGGAUCAUGCUAGUUUCAUGUGUUAGUGGAGCACAGUUGUCAAACUAUGCAACUUUUCUGACAGAUCCACAUAUGGCCCCUCUAAGCAUUGUCAUGACAUCUUUGUCAACUGCCACAGCUGUUUUUGUAACUCCUACUCUAUCAUUGUUGCUCAUUGGCAAGAAAUUGCCCGUGGAUGUUAUUGGAAUGAUGUCCAGUAUUAUGCAGAUAGUUGUUGCACCUAUUGCGGCAGGAUUGCUUUUGAACAGGUUUCUUCCCAGUUUUUGUGCAGCUAUUCAACCCUUUCUUCCACCUCUUUCUGUUUUAGUGACAGCCCUUUGUGUUGGUUCUCCCUUGGCAAUAAACAUAAAUGCAGUCAUCUCUCCUUUUGGAGUAGCAGUUUUGCUUCUCAUUUUUGGAUUUCAUGCAUCUGCUUUUAUAGCUGGAUAUGGCCUUUCUGGUUUGGUAUUCAACAAGGAUGAUGAUGUAAAAGCACUUCAACGUACCAUUUCAUAUGAGACAGGGAUGCAAAGCAGUCUUCUAGCCCUUGCACUUGCCAACAGAUUUUUCCAGGAUCCGCUAGUAGGGGUUCCUCCUGCGAUAUCUGUAGUGCUGAUGUCUCUAAUGGGAUUUGCACUAGUCCUAUUGUGGUCCAAGAAGCCAUCGCAGCAUUAGUAUGAAAAGUUUUCUUCAACAUGUUUAAGGCUAUGAAUCCUGGUAAUUAAACCGCUUUUGCAAAUCUUUAUAUUUUUUUUUUGUGCUGUUGUAAACACAAUAAUAGGUAUUGAUGUAGAUUAUGUAUUUCGGCUCGGAUUUAGAUUGUAGAGAAUAACGGUAAUGUGUAUUAGUCUUAAUUGAGAAUUAGGAUGGUUGGGAACAAAUUCUGGAAUUUUGCAAACUUUGAGACAUAAAUUGGCUAAAGUGUCUUCACUAUUCUAUUCUA